AUGUCCGCCGUCUCUCGCACCGUCUCUCGCGCUUCCACCGCUAUCCCCAGCGUAAAACCUGGUCCUGUCCGUAACUCUCCUCUGCGCGCCGCUGCCGCCGUAGAGAAGACACCCCGGAUCGACAACCGGGUGUACGCGGCCAAGGCUGUUGCCGACGCUCGUGGUCGGUUCGGCACCGUCGCCACAAUAGAAAAAGAACCGUGGGAGCUUCAGAUGAGCCCACCAGCCGCUAUGGGCGGCACCAAACGCGGUCAGAAUCCUGAGCAGCUCUUUGCCAUGGCGUACGCGGCCUGCUUCUCCAACGCUAUCCAACAAAUGGCCUCGUACCAAGGCAAGCUCAAGAUUGCUCGGAAUACGAGGACACGCGCAGACGUCGUGCUCGGGCAUGGAGGCCCUAAGAGCAAUGGCUUCGACGUCGAGGUCAUAAUCACAGUCGAGGGUUGUGACGAUGACGCUCUUAUCGCCGCUGCCAAUCAGCGAUGCCCUUAUUCACGCUUGGUUCGCGACGGUGCAGUACGGAUAUUGAAAGCCUGA
Messenger RNA from Peniophora sp. CBMAI 1063, 534 nucleotides. Lineage: Eukaryota; Fungi; Basidiomycota; Agaricomycetes; Russulales; Peniophoraceae. The record is from the annotation of a GenBank genome assembly.